AUGUUUUAUAUCACUGAUGAUUUGAAAUUGGUGAUAUUAGACUAUCACAACUACAACAGGUCGAUAUCAUUUGAUCAUACAACCUUUAGUACUUGGAGUUAUUUUCAUUCCAUAAUCCUGGAUAUAUCAUUACCAACUAUUGAAAGCAUCAUCAAGUCUGAAGAAGAGAUCAGAAGCAAACUGAGGGUUUCAGUCAAUUAUCAAACACUAUUAGAAUAUGUCUUGAAAUUAUAUACGCCCCUGGUAGAUUUAAAUUGUGUGCUUGAUUUAGUAACCAAUUUUAUUGCAAUGUUUCAUCCCAAACUUCCUAUUGUAGAUCAAGCUAAAUUAGUCGAGGAUAUUGAACAUCUAGGUAAUCAUUAUCAGAGCUCCAUCCCCAAUGACGGCAGUAAUUCACUAGUCUCACAAUUUCAACGAAUAUAUUUGACUAUAAAUAAGUACUCACCCAAUAACGUGUUUUAUUUGGAUGAAAUUAAUUUAUCAAUACCAUCUACAAACGACCUUAUUUCGAUUAGUUUACUGGGAAACUUAUCUGCCACUGAGAUUUUAGAUCCAUUCGUAGUUUCCAGUAUCCCGACAUCGCAGCUCAACUACUUCCCGAAUGGAUUAUUUAACCCCUAUCACUUGUACAUAUACCUUUUACGAAUUAAUUUCCAUUUUCAUUUACAGAAUAGAAAGAUUAUACUUAUCCUUCAAAAUAAUUGUCGAUUAAUAGAUUUUCAAUUCUCAAAUAUCGAGAUAUUCUAUGUCGAUUCCAAAGUAGAUAAGUACUUAGAUAAACUUUAUCUAAAGCUCCCAGAUGGCUUUGGAUUGAAUGAUUAUGUAACCUAUAGAUUAUCGCAAUCAAUUCAAAAUAUUGAUAGAGUAGGUGUGAUACCGGUUUUAUUAUACAACUAUCACAUACUUAUGAAAUCCCUUGUUGACGAUCCAACAUUACAACAUUUUCAUCAAUUAAACAUCAUGAAAUCAGGAUUCUUGAGGAACUCAUUAGAUUGCAAAUCAUAUAAUCCAAGAAUUGUCCCAAAAGGUUUCAAGUUCUCUUUGGACGGGAUAGAACAUAAAAGUGUUAUAAUGGAUUAUAAUUAUGGUAUUAUGGAUUUAUAUGACAUAAUUCAUAAGUUAUCGAAUUUCGUAAUUCCAAACCCAAUUUCUUUUGAUUUUGCAAAAGUUAAUAAAUUCUUUAUGUCAGAUCUUUUGCCAAUGCUAUCGGAUUCAGGAAAGUCAGAUUUGUAUUUUAAAUUCAUGCUACUAUAUAAUGAUAUUAAACAAGAAAAUCAGCCUUCAAUGGAUCCGCCAGGUAUUAUAGAAAAACUUACGCCACCACAGAUUGAAAUUGCUUCAGAAAAUCGUGAAUUGUUUAGGCAAACAUACCUUAUAAAUCAAGAAAUUUCCGGUGAUAGACAUAUUGACAGGUCAAACUUCCUAUCAACAUUGUAUGAAGAAACUGUCACGUUCCGUAAUGAUAUUCUCAGCAAUGGAGCUGACAGCAAUGUCGAGAAACGGGUCUCAGAUUCCCAUAUAAAUUCAGAGAUGUCUAAUGGAUUGGAGUCUCAAAAAUCAACAUCUUCGGAGAUGACACAAUUUUCUCACACGACCAUAAGGCUCCCCAAAGAUACAGCAACAGUGGCAAUGCUCGAGUCUAACAAACCAUCUGUGCCAAUUGAAAACCAGCCACAAAUACCUAACUCUAAGAGGAAACUUUCUACAGAAUUAGAGUGUCCUGUCACUAUCAAGAAAUCGAAGAUUAUUGAAUCAUUCAGCGAAGCAGACUUAGAAUUUAUUGGACCAGAGGAUGAAGACGAGGAAGAGGGGUCAGCAACGGCCGAAACUACGGAGGACUCAUUUGCAAUUCAAACUAUUAGAACGAAAUAUAUCCCCUCUUCUUCAAAUUCAACCAGUGCAAAUGGGACCAAGAUCGAUAACACUUCCAUGCUUAGUAAUGGCAAUCAUGAUGGUUUUGUGGGAAGUAUUUUCGAUGGUGAGAGCUUCUCAAAGCUGAAGGCUGAUUCAACACAUGCUUUGAACGAUCAAAUCGAAGGAAAGGAAACCGGACCAGCAGUACAACGUAAGGCUGUUAAUAGUUCACCAAUAGUAGAGCAAAUGGAGAAGCUGGAAAUAGCUGCGAACGUUGGCCAAUUAGAUGCGGAUAAGAAUGAAGUGGGACUGAUCCAAGAAGAAGAAAUCGAGUCUCUGGUGGAUGAGGGAGAGGAACAAAACAUUUCGCCAACUGAACUGGAAGAAUAUGAAGAAUCAGAAUCAGGAUCAGAAUCAGAUUCAGAAGAGGAAGAGUCAGUAGAUGAAGAGAACAAGCAACAAACUGAGGGUGACAAAAUCAUCGAGUCAAAUGUAGAGGAAGAAACAGAAGAAAAAGAGAAGGCUGCUGCAGAAAAUGGUAUCCCAGAGAAGUCCAGAAAUGAUGUGUCAAUUGGAGGAAUAAUCAAGAAAGUGCACGAAGAAAGGGACGAUGAUGUCGAUGGGGCGGUCGUUGAAAAGAAAGACAAAGAAUUAGUCAAAGGGGAAUCCACAGUGGAAGCCAACGAAACAUCCGAAUCAGAAGAAUCAGGAGAGGGAUCCGAAGAUGAAUCUAAUGAAGAAUCUGGAGAAGGGUCCGGAGAAGAAGAAGAGUCGGAUUCUGAAGAUCUGGAAGAGGAAUCGUUGGAAGCAUCCAAAGAACAAAAUGGGAAUUUGCCCAUAUCCAUGUGUAUCUCAGAAGCAGUAGAUGCAAUGGAAAUGGACGAGGAAAUCCACAAUGAAAACGAAGUGGAACUGGCAGAAAUGGAUAUAGACGAAUCAUCAUCAGAAGAGGUGUCAGAUGAAAGUGAAUCCGAAUCAGAAGAAGAAAGAAAUACUCAAAAACUAGUGGAAGUCCUUGUCGGUUCUAAGAGACCCCUUGUUGCAAAUAUUCAAGAGAUUAAUACUUGUGGCAUUACAGUAGCCAAUACAAAAGAUUCUAAUAGUGAACCAAGCUCUGAUGAAGAAGAGGACGAAAGCUCUGAACGCUCUGGUGAUGAGGAAAUGUCAGAUAGUAGCACAGGGGCAAAGUCUGGAGAUGAUGAUGAUGAUGAAGAAGAAGAAGAAGAAGAAGAAAUAAAUAAAACUCCAGUUUUAGUCGCGCCGAUUAUCCAAAAUAGACUGGGCAGUGAACUUCCAAGUAUUAUUAAGCUGAAUCAAAACCCACUUUUAUCCAAGAGUAAUCGAUCCCAAUCGGUUACUCCUCCAUCAAGUGCAAUUUCUUCCACGACCCCACUCAAUCGGAAACCGAUAGCAUCAUUGAUGGACCUCAAACAACCAACCACUACCAUCGAAACGAAAUCGACACCAAUGAAAUCUUCCAGCCCUUCUAAGUCGAAAAUAUUCAGAAUGUCAAAUGAUUCCGACAGCAGCAGUAGUAGCGAAAGUGAGAGUGAAAGUGAAAGCGAAAGUGAGAGUGGAAGUGAAAGCGAGAGUGAGAGUGGAAAUGAAGAGAACAAAAGUGUGGCCGAUAGCGGGGAAAUAAAGGUUACUUCGGCUGCAGUUGUUUCGGGCAAAACGUCAAAUUCUGACAAAAUUGAUUCCCGAAAUAGCGAUGAAGAUAGCGAUAGUGGAAGUGGAAGUGGAAGUGGAAGUGGAAGUGGAAGUGGAAGUGGAAGUGGAAGUGGAAGUGAUAGUGAUACAGAUAGCGAUAGUGGAAGUGGAAGUGGAAGUGGAAAUGAUAGUGAUAGUGAGAAUGAUAGUUCCAGUUCUUCGGAAGUAGACGACGUGGCAUCAAAGAAGGAAAUCAACGUAAGUGGCGCAAGUGCCAACCAAAUUAAACCUGAUAAUAGCAUUGACCCAAAUACUGCGAACAUCAACAACAAUGGCCUUGACAGUGGCAGCGAAGGGGACAGUGAGAGCGAGGGCGAGAGUGGCAGUGACAGUGAUAGUGAUAGUGAUAGUGGCAGCGACACCGGAUCAGGCGAAGAAGAAGACGCAGAAGAGGUUGCUAACCUCAAAACAACGACCCAAGAAUAUCAGAGCAAAUCGAGUGGAAAUGGUAAAGUCAAUCAGCAAAUUACUACUGAAAUGAGUAAAAAUGAAACAGAUAGCGAGCUGGAUAAAGAUAUGAGUGAUGCCAGUGACAGUGAGAGUUCAUCCGAUGAAGAAGAUCAAGAGUUGGUAACUGAAGAGAAAACAAAUAGGGCCGACAAAGAAAGCGUUGUAGGAACAAACGGUGCAACUGACAGCGAUGGUAGUAGUAGUGAAAGUAGUGGUGAUAGUGCUAGUGACAGUUCAUCAGAAGAAGAUGAAAUGCCGAUUUCUCAAAGAGUGAGACAUGAUCUGUUUACUGGAUCUCAGGAAACAAAGUCCCGGCAAAAUAUGAGAAUAAUUAACCACAAGAAGAAACAAAAUACAGAUGGUAAUCUCGAUACUUCAGAAAGUGAUCAUCUGUCAAGUGAAGAAGCCGAUUCCGAUGAUUCCAUUGGUUUUUAA
Hemisphaericaspora subhashii is the source of this 4449-nucleotide messenger RNA. RefSeq lists its product as uncharacterized. The record is from RefSeq and is a predicted model, not a curated record. The coding region runs from base 1 to 4449 and encodes 1482 amino acids. The transcript has a single exon. Lineage: Eukaryota; Fungi; Ascomycota; Pichiomycetes; Serinales; Debaryomycetaceae.